Molecule: messenger RNA, 1767 nt
Organism: Cornus florida
Lineage: Eukaryota; Viridiplantae; Streptophyta; Magnoliopsida; Cornales; Cornaceae
Product: zinc finger protein CONSTANS-LIKE 15-like
Exons: 4
Coding region: 282-1634 (450 amino acids)
Molecular function (GO): protein binding; zinc ion binding
Source: RefSeq, a predicted model, not a curated record
GAAGUAUAUAAUUGUAUUAUGUUAUGCGCCCACUGCACUCACCAAAAAGAGUGACUCUGACUCUCCCUUCUUCAUCGUCGCUUGCUAUGCAUAUGCUAUCUCUAUCUCUAUCUCUAUCUCUGUCAAAAUUAAAUUAAGCUCUUGCUGUAGUAUUCAAACUUUUUCCAUUCAACUUUCUUAGGGUUAGGGUUUUACAACUCCUUUUCCCAUUUAGUAGUAUAUCAUCAAGUCAACUAACUUUGUGUGUUCGAUUGUAUGUGUACGGAACCCCCCCCGGUAAAAUGGAGAAGCAUUCCAAAUCUGGAACUUCGGGGAUGUUCAUACCCUGCGAUUUCUGCAACGAAAGAACGGCGGUUUUGUACUGUAGAGCCGACUCGGCGAGGCUCUGUUUGUUCUGCGACCAACACGUACACUCCGCCAAUGCUCUCUCUCUCAAGCACCUCCGCUCACAGAUCUGCGACAACUGCAGGUCCGAACCGGUUUCGGUACGCUGCUACACCGACAAUCUCGUGCUCUGCGGUGACUGCGACUCCGACACUCAUGACAACUGCUCCGUCUCGUCCCUCCAUCGACGCGAGCCCGUCCAAGACUUCUCCGGUUGUCCUUCGGCGAUUGAGCUCGCAUUAGUUUGGGGGUUCCAUUUACAGCCUCGAAAUUCUAUCAAUUCCAACAAUUAUACGCGCUUGUACAAGUCCGAUGUUGGGAAUUUUCAAGAUCUGAUGGUGAUAAAUGAGGAGGAUCCCUUGCCUGAUGGGGUUCCGAGUCUUGAAUUCCCAACUGUCUCGAAUUUGCGGAAUUCAAGCUGUGGGAAGUACAAGACUGUGAUGUAUAAGCAGCUGAUGGAGUUGGCCAAGAGGGAAACAGUGAGAGUAAACGGAGAUGGAUCUGAAUUGGGGUCUGGGAUUGAAUUUGAUAACGGAGAUGAUGAGGAAUUAUUGCAUCAGCAAACACCCUUUACGUCUCUGCUUAUGUUGCCAACGACUGUAGACUCAAGGGAAAAUGAUUGCGUGAAUGAAGUUGAUAAUAUGUGGAAUUGUAACCCAACAUAUCAGGCACCUCAGAUUUGGGAUUUUCAUUUAGGAAAAUCGAGGGAUUGUGAAGAAGAUAGUCAACAAGAAGUAGGAUAUGGUGCAGAGAAUCCUGGUUUCACGAUCAAGUACUAUAAUGACAUUGGAAGGGAAGCUUCCUUGACCACAGCGGAAGUGUUGCAAAACAUGAAUGAGAUGAAGUGCUUCACAACAUAUAACGGCAUACCAGUGCAAAAGAAUCACUCGACGCAAUCAUUUUCAAGCCACAGUCCCGCUAUGUCAGAAAAUAACAAUGUACAUAUAUCAUCGGCAUCCAUGUUGGUUGAACCCAUAACGUGCAGUAGCGCCACCAAUGUACAGUUUGGUAAACAGCCUUUUCUAACUAGAAGUGACACUAUUAAAUCGGCAACUUCAAAGGUUGACAUGGAAGUGCUGGCACGGAACAGAGGCAAUGCCAUGUUGCGCUACAAGGAGAAGAAGAAAACUCGAAGAUUUGACAAGCACAUUCGCUAUGAGUCAAGGAAGACCAGAGCUGAUACUAGAAAGCGAGUGAAGGGGCGAUUUGUGAAGGCCGGUGGAAUUUAUAACGUUGAAGACAGCUGCUAAAUGGUUCAAAAAAUUUGUUACUCACUCAUCUCUGUUGUCUAAGUAUACAUGCAUGUUAUCAGCAUUAUGCACUCAAUAAUGUACUGCUACUACGUAUAUUUCAUUCAAUGGUAUUUCUUUGUGAUGGUAAAAA